This is a messenger RNA of Propithecus coquereli (Coquerel's sifaka), 999 nucleotides long. It is a transcript of the gene LRRC18, whose product is annotated as leucine rich repeat containing 18. The record is from RefSeq and is a predicted model, not a curated record. NCBI's taxonomy places the organism in Eukaryota, Metazoa, Chordata, Mammalia, Primates, Indriidae. The coding region runs from base 94 to 861 and encodes 255 amino acids. Gene Ontology annotation, molecular function: protein binding. The transcript has a single exon.
CACGUGACUUUUUCCUCACACCAAGGUCUUUCACCAUCCCAUCAGAACAACAUCCACAAGCAUACUUCAAACACACUCCCCUACUAAAAGAACAUGGCCAAGGGCGCGAAAGCCCCCAAGGGCAAGAAGAUCACCUUCAACGUGGCCAAGAAUUGCAUCAAAAUCACGUUCGAUGGGAAAAAACGACUUGACUUGAGCAAGAUGGGAAUCACCACCUUCCCUAAGUGUAUUCUGCGGCUCAAUGAUGUGGACGAGCUCGACCUCAGCCGGAACAUGAUCAGGAAGAUCCCUGACUCCAUCUCCAAGUUCCAGAACCUCCGGUGGCUGGACCUGCACAGCAACUACAUCGACAAGCUGCCCGAGUCCAUCGGCCAGAUGACCAGCCUGCUCUUCCUCAACGUCAGCAACAACAAGCUGACCACCAACGGCCUGCCCGUGGAGCUGAACCAGCUCAAGAACAUCCGCACGGUGAAUCUGGGCUUGAACCACCUGGACAGCGUGCCCACCACGCUGGGUGCCCUGAAGGAGCUGCACGAGGUGGGGCUCAACGACAACCUGCUCAACAGCAUCCCUGUGAGCAUCUCCAAACUCCCCAAGCUGAAAAAGCUCAACACAAAGCGGAACCCCUUUCCAAAGCCAGACGAAUCGAACACAUUCAUAGAUUCCAUCAAAAGGCUGGAGAACUUAUAUCUGGUGGAGGAGAAGGAUCUGUGUCCGGCUUGCCUGAAAAAAUGCCAAUGUGCCCGGGACAAGCUGAAUAAGAUCAAGAACACGGCCUUGAUGACACCGAGAAAGGCCAUCUUUUCCAACCUGGUCUCACCCAACUUCAUGGCCAAGGAAUCCCAGGAAGAGUGGAGGUGACGCGGUCCCAACCCCGAGGCAGGAGGGGAAGGAGGAGGGAGGGAAGAGGGAAGGGGGCUGCACCCACAAGAGAUUGAAGGCCCCCUUGUGACUGUGACAGCUCUUCCAGUCAAGCCCAUAAAACACCUUUCCCUGCUU